This is a messenger RNA of Colletotrichum chrysophilum, 228 nucleotides long. RefSeq lists its product as uncharacterized. The coding region runs from base 1 to 228 and encodes 75 amino acids. NCBI's taxonomy places the organism in Eukaryota, Fungi, Ascomycota, Sordariomycetes, Glomerellales, Glomerellaceae. The record is from RefSeq and is a predicted model, not a curated record. The transcript has a single exon.
AUGUCUUCCGGCGGUGGUUCCAGCAGCAAUAACGGCUCAGGCUCAAACCAGUACGGCUCUGGUGGCUAUUCCAAGAAUGACUCUUUUGCCUGGGGGUCUAAGGGCCAGUCCUCCUCUGGUACUUACAUCGACAACAAGGGUUACAAGAGAAACACCAGGGACGACUCUUACACCUACGAGUACCCUCCCAGGAUGUACAACCCCGACGGCAGUGUUAAGCAUUCCUAA